AUGGACUAUUGUGAAAAGUCCAGUGGUUGCUGGCGAGCAAUCGACAAUUUUCAGAAGGCCAUUUUCUCUGACAUUAGGAAGAUGGCCAUACCAAACGGCAGAGAAAAAAUAUCAGCAGAAAUGGUCCUUAACAAGAUAGAAAACGUUAUCCUAAUCAUGGUACGACAGAUAAGCAGUGGCGAGCCCCCGACUCUGAUCUGCAACAGUCGGACAUCAUGGGACAAUAUUAGGUUUGAGGAAGACUAUGGGUUGAUGAUGCGGAGGCAAAUGAAAAUGACAUCAAUAAGGUUUAAUUCUCAAACAUCUGUAAAGAAACUCGGACUGAUGAUGAAAGUUCUAGGCAUCAUUUACAGACUGGUCCAGACAGGGAAACAUUGCACCAAAAGAGAUAUUUAUUAUCAGGACGUGUCUGGCUUCGGAAGUCAAGCACAGUUGGACGAGACAGUGGACAACAUUUCCUGUUUACUAGACACACCACGAUGGUCCCUCCAUGUGUUGGCUUCGUCCAAAGGUUGCAUUGCUGGGGAUUUGUCUUUUCAAGAUGGCGACGGAAAUUUGGUCGACUGUAAAACCACUCGCACGGGAGUGAUGGUUCCUAAUGACGUACGAGCUUUGAAAUAUUUCCAUACGGAUGCUUCUUUUAUCCUUGUUGUUGAGAAGGACGCCACCUUCCAAAAUCUCAUAGACAACGGAUUCUGCACGAAGCUUGGUCCAGCCAUAUUGAUUACGGGCAAAGGGUUUCCUGAUGUGAAUACCCGUAUGUUAUUAAGGACGCUAUGGGAUACCUUCCACAUACCAGUCAUGGUUUUGGUAGACGCCGAUCCCCACGGUAUUGAGAUAAUGUCUAUCUAUAAGUACGGAUCAAGGGCAUUGUCUCACGAAUCCAGUUAUCUGACGGUACCAUCCCUCUGCUGGAUAGGGGUUUUACCCAGUGAUGUAACAAGGUUGAGUGUUGGCAAAGAAAAUCUAUUACCAAUGACAAGGGCUGACCACGACAAGGCAUUCGAACUUAAAUCACGCCCUUACUACUGUCAGUCCGCUAGUUUCCAGAGGGAAGUGGACAUUCUAUUGCAGACUGAUUGUAAGGCAGAAAUACAGUGUUUAGAAUCCAUCUCAACUAACUUUCUUAUCGACGUCUACCUUCCUGGUAAACUUCAGCAUGGCGGCUGGAUUUAA
Messenger RNA from Ylistrum balloti, 1176 nucleotides. Its product is annotated as meiotic recombination protein SPO11-like. Gene Ontology annotation, cellular component: nuclear chromosome. Gene Ontology annotation, molecular function: DNA topoisomerase type II (double strand cut, ATP-hydrolyzing) activity; DNA binding; ATP binding. The transcript is spliced from 13 exons. Bases 1 to 1176 code for a protein of 391 amino acids. The record is from RefSeq and is a predicted model, not a curated record. NCBI's taxonomy places the organism in Eukaryota, Metazoa, Mollusca, Bivalvia, Pectinida, Pectinidae. Gene Ontology annotation, biological process: meiotic DNA double-strand break processing; meiotic DNA double-strand break formation; reciprocal meiotic recombination.